AUGGAUGCCACUACCUUGAAUCUCUCAUCAUUGAGGGAUAAAAUCUCCAGUAAAUUGGGUAAAUCCAACACUAAGCCCGAAAAGAAGGCGAAGAACGUCCCAAAGGAUACCAAGAAGGCUUCAGCCAAGGUCCCAUCCAAGGCCGCAGCAAAUACCCCCUUCAAGAAAGAAAAGGCCCCUAGGGAAAACAUUACCAAGCAAGAAGUUCCAGAGUCCGAAGAGGACGUCAUUCGCCGCGAAGCAUUAGCUCUUGGCGCCACCGAAGAGGACUUGAAGAUGCUUGAGGAUGUUACUGCUGGCGAAGAAAGCGAGCAGGAGUUCGACGCACCUUCGCAUAAGCUUGACAAGUCUUUCGGUGAUGAUUUGAGCAACUUCAUGAAGACUAUUGGCUUGGGUGUGAACGGUCCAGUUGUCAUUGACGACGAAGAAAUUUCUGAAGAAGAGCUCAUGGACGAGAUUGAAGAGCUUAUUGCGCAGAGCGAAAGCGAGGAGGAAGAAGAAGAGGAAGAAGAGGAAGAAGAGGAAGAAAUUGAAGAAGAAGAAUCUGAAGAGGAAGAAACCCGGGUAGUUCAGCAGGAACUCGAUACCAGGUCUUUGAAGAAAGCCAAGAGCGCCAAGAUCACCAAUGUCGCCAACGUUGUUACUGACAACUUAGUCAUCCAGGCACGUACCGACUGGUACAACAUUCCAAAUGACGCAGCCAAUAUUCCAGUCGAGACCCUCUCGCCGACAUUGAUUGAACGCUUGCAUCUGAAGGCAAAAGAAGUUGUGGAUGCUGAUAACAAGACCUACGCCGAGGAAUUCUCCAAGUCUAAUGCACAGAAGCGAUUCUUGUCGCAAAUUCUCUCAGAUGGUACGUUGAACGAUAAAAUCUCCGCUCUCACCUUGCUCAUCCAGGAGGCACCAUUGCACAACGUCAAGGCGUUGGAUACGCUUGUGGGCUUCUGCGAGAAGAAAUCACGUACCGCUGCCUUGCAGGGUAUCAACGCGUUGAAGGAUUUGUUAGUAAACGGGAUCUUGCCUAACCGCAAGUUGCGCUACUUCAAGAACCAACCAAUCAGCAACGUGCUUACUCCGCAGCAACUCGCGCUCUUCUACUUCGAAGACCACCUCAAGAAGGCGUACUUCAAGUUGAUCUCCGUAUUGGAAGUUUUGUCGCAUGACCCGAUUGUACACGUAAGAAUGAACGUUGUGAAUCACAUCUUCGACUUAUUGAGAUCGAAGCCAGAACAGGAGGCGAACUUGUUGCGCUUAGGGGUUAACAAGUUGGGUGAUAUUGACAACAAAGUCGGGGCCAAGACCGCUUUCCAGAUCUUGCAAUUGGAACAGACCCAUCCAGCGAUGAAGAAGAUUGUGACGGACGCCGUUGUGGAUAUCGUUUUCAAGAGCGGGAGUGAUUAUCACGCUAGAUACUACGCGAUCUUGGCGUUGAACCAGACGAUUUUAACAAGACGCGAGGUAGAAUUGGCCAACAGCUUGACCAAGACGUACUUCUCAUUAUUCGAAAAGGUUUUGAUCGAAACUGAUGACGAUAACAAGGAGGGAAGCAAGAAGGCGGCGGCUGCGAAGGGUAGAAAUGACAAGAAAAAGAGAUUCAAGAAAGGUAAGAAGGGUGGGAAGUCCAUCAAGCACGACAAGACCGAGGCGGAGGUGGUGGAAGAAAAAAACUCAAAGUUGUACUCCGCUAUUCUCACUGGUUUGAAUCGUGCCUUUCCCUUCUCCGACCUCUCUACUGACGUCUUCCAGAGACACUUGGAGACCCUCUAUAAAAUCACCCACUCCACCAACUACAAUACCUCCGUACAGGCGUUGGUGUUGAUCCACCAGAUCACCGCUUCCGAGAAGAUCAUGGUAGACAGAUACUACCGCACUCUCUACGAGUCUCUUUUGGAUUCCAGAUUGGUCAAUUCUUCCAAACAGGGGAUCUUCCUCAACCUCUUGUUCAAGUCUUUGCGUCAGGAUACUGAUAAGAACAGAGUUUUGGCCUUUGUCAAGCGUAUCUUACAGGUGUGUUCGCACUGGUUGAACAUUGGGCCAAUCACCGGGAUGUUGUACUUAUUAAUGCAGUUGGAGAGCACCGUUCCGGAGAUUAGAAACUUGAUCAUCAACGCAAAUUUUGACGAGGUUAUUGUUGACAAGGGUGAUGAGUCGGAGGAUGAAGAGCAAACUAAGGAAAAUAUUGAGGCUAAGGUCGAAGAGUAUGACGGACGCAAACGUGACCCAAAGUUUGCCAACGCGGGCAAGUCUGCGUUGUGGGAAAUCACUGAGUUUUUGAACCAUUACCAUCCGUCUGUCGCCUUGUACGCGCAGUCCAUCCUCGACAAGACCGAGCAAGCGAAGCCGGACUUGGGACUCUUCACAUUGACUCACUUUUUGGACAGGUUCGUUUACAGAAAUGCCAAGGCAAAGCAGUCCACCAGAGGUUCGUCCAUCAUGCAGCCUUUAGGUGGUACCCAGACUGGCUCCUUGUUGGUCAAGUCGUCCAACAUGGCCCACGUCAGCGUCCCGGCAAACACCGAGGACUGGUUGAGCAAGAAGGUGGCGGACGUCAGACCGGACGAACAGUUCUUCCACCAGUACUUUACAUCAAAGCAAGAGAAGAUGGUCAAGAAGAAGGUUGCCAAGGAGUCCGAUGACGAGGACGAGGAAGAUUUGGACGAAGACCAGGUCUGGAAAGCCUUGGUCAAAUCCCAUCCGGAUGUUGAGCAGGAGGAAGGUGACGACGAUGGAUUUGACGACUUUUCCGAUGACCUUGAUGCUGCAGACUUCUCUGGCAGUGAUGAGGAAGUGGAAGUUGGGGCUGAAAGUGCUGAAGAUGCUGAAUCAGAUAACGAAGAAGCGGCCAUGUUCAAGGGUGACUCUGACGAUGAGGUGGAUAGCGACGAGUUCGACCUCAAUGUGCUCUCAGACGAAGCAUCUGAGGAUGAGGCAUCGGGCAAGCGUUCUAGAGAAGACGACGAUGGGGAGAAGAAGAAGAAGAAAAAGGUGGUUCUUCCUACCUUUGUGUCUGCUGAUGAUUAUGCCCAAUACUUGGACUCUGAGGAUGAGGAUUUCAGCUAAACCAGACGAGAUGAGUCCGAGUUGAGGACGAUGAGCGUUGUGAAGACAAACUUGCAUGUGUAUAUUAUGUUUUGUAUUGCCAUAAUAUAAAAUGAAGUAAAGAAAG
Molecule: messenger RNA, 3166 nt
Organism: Babjeviella inositovora NRRL Y-12698
Lineage: Eukaryota; Fungi; Ascomycota; Pichiomycetes; Serinales
Gene: MAK21
Product: RNA-binding ribosome biosynthesis protein
Exons: 1
Coding region: 1-3060 (1019 amino acids)
Cellular component (GO): nucleus
Source: RefSeq, a predicted model, not a curated record